AUGGAGCUCACCACACGGCUCUACGAGAACAAAAUUGAGCAUGCUUAUAUUGGUGGGUAUGCUACUAGUCUUCUUGAUCAACUGCGCACCACGGAUGAUAUCGACGUUAUCGUUGACUCCAGCCCACAAAAAACACAAGAGCUUCUCAUGGCGGAGCGAAAGAGCACAUGCGCUUGCCAUCUGCGGCCACCUGUCAAUAUCAUGCGCCUUGAAGGUCGUUUGAACAUCUCAACGAAAUUAGAAACAGACCUCACUGGCAUCAAGACCCAGCUAAAGUGGAUUACGGACCGAGGAAUGCACAUAGACUCUGCUGGUUACCCGGAAAGACCAAAGACCCUCAGUCUGGAUAACGUGAGCGGUUUGUACAAAAACGUCGAAUCCGAGCAGAACGACAUCAGAGAACUUCUGGAGCAAGCCCUAGAACCUCAUGAUCUGGCAGCUGUGCUUGCGCUUGUGGCAUCUUCUCAGGCUUGA
This is a messenger RNA of Talaromyces atroroseus, 474 nucleotides long. RefSeq lists its product as hypothetical. The record is from RefSeq and is a predicted model, not a curated record. Lineage: Eukaryota; Fungi; Ascomycota; Eurotiomycetes; Eurotiales; Trichocomaceae. The transcript is spliced from 4 exons. Bases 1 to 474 code for a protein of 157 amino acids.